Thyridium curvatum is the source of this 2304-nucleotide messenger RNA. RefSeq lists its product as uncharacterized. The transcript has a single exon. The coding region runs from base 1 to 2304 and encodes 767 amino acids. NCBI's taxonomy places the organism in Eukaryota, Fungi, Ascomycota, Sordariomycetes, Thyridiales, Thyridiaceae. The record is from RefSeq and is a predicted model, not a curated record.
AUGCGCUUCUUCAAGGUCCUAUGCGCGACGCUGGCCCCGGCCGGCCUCGCCCUCGGCGCGGCGCGCACCGCGUCCCCGGUCGAGUUCGACCUCGACGCCCUCGAUGAAAUGCUCGCGAGCCGCAACCUCGUCCUCAUGCCCCGCUCCGAGCUCACCGAGGCCCUGACAGAGCUCAAUGGCCUGCUCAAGAAGAGCCAGCAGGCCGAAGCUGCCGCCUCCGCCGGCGGCAAGAGGGCACCGCCGCUGUACCCGCGCCAGAACCUCAGCCUGCCCGGACUCGGCGACGGCGACGGCAGCGGCUUCGCCGAGCUGCUCAAGACGCUGACGCACCUCGGCCAGACGCUCGACACCAUCAUGGGCCUGCUCAGCGAGGAGUUCCUCAAGGGCCUGCACGACUCGAUGAUCUACCUGGCCGCGACGCUGCGCCCGCCCUUCCCCGACCAGGCGCGCUCGCUUAUCACAAAGGCCGGCAAGCUGAUCGACUCGCUCGACGGUCUGGACCUGGCUGGCAUCAUCGACAUUAUCAAGGACGUCGACAUCAAGGGCCUCGUCAACUCGGUCAUUGGGCUGCUCACGCCCGAGACUGUAAACAUGCUCAAGGGCCUGCUCAGUAACGGUGCAGACCUGUUGACUAAGGACUUUGUCGACCAGACCAAGGCCCUCAUCGGCGGCGCUGCACCGCUGCUCGACAGCCUAAAGGACAUUGAUCUGAAGAGCCUUAUCAACCAGAUCACGCCGCUGCUGGACAUGCUCAAGGACCUAGACCUCAAGGGUCUUCUUGAUGCCUUGUCUCCGCUGCUCACACCUGACUCCGUCAAAGGCAUUGUUGGUCUUCUCGGCAAUGCUGAGGACCUCCUGACCAAGGAAUUUGUGGACCAGACUCACUCCCUGAUCGGUGGUGCCGGACCUCUGUUGGACAGCCUCAAGGACAUCGACUUGAAAUCUCUUGUAAAUCAGCUCGGCCCGCUCCUAGAGUCUCUGGGCCAGAUCGACCUCAAGGCGCUGGUCGACUCGCUCAAGCCGCUACUCACAUCGGACUCUAUCAAGGGCAUCAUAGCACUGCUGGCCAAUGCCCAAGAUCUUCUGACCAAGGACUUUGUAGACCAGACAAAGUCUCUCAUCGGCGGCGCCGGGCCUCUACUCGACGGCCUGAAGGACAUUGAUCUCAAGGGCCUGAUGGAUCAACUUGGACCUGUGCUCGAGGCUGUGGGCAAGAUUGACCUCAAGGGUCUCGUUGACUCUCUGUCGCCACUCCUCACAUCUGACUCGAUCAAGGGCAUAAUCGGGCUGCUGAACAAUGCCGAGGACCUCUUGACCAAGGACUUCGUCGAUGAGACGCACGCGUUGAUCUCAGGCGCUGGCCCUCUGAUCGAUGCUCUGAAGAAGAUUGACCUCAAGAGUCUGCUCGACAAGGUGACGCCUCUCCUCGACAGCCUGGGCGAGAUCGACCUCAAGGGUCUGGUGGACCAGAUCGGGCCCGUGCUCGGCGAGAUCAGCAAGAUCGACCUCAAGAGCCUGGUCGAGGCCGUCUCCCCGCUGCUGACGGCCGACUCGAUCAAGGGCAUCAUCGGCCUCGUCGACAACGCCGAGGACCUGCUGACGGCCAACUUUGUCAACGAGACCAAGUCGCUCAUCGGCGACGCGGGCCCGCUGCUGCACACGGUGAGCGAGAUCGACCUCAAGGGCCUGCUCGACAUGGUGACGCCGCUGCUCAAGUCGCUCGGCAAGAUCGACCUGGCCGGCCUCGUCGACGACAUCGCGCCCAUCCUGAACUCGCUCAAGGACAUCGACCUCGAGGCCAUCUUCGACGCCGUCAAGCCGCUGCUCAAGCCCGAGACGGUCCAGAGCAUCGUCGGGCUGCUGCAGUCUGUCGGCGAGAUCGACAUCAAGGGCCUGCUGAAGAAGUUCACGCCGCUGCUCGACGCGCUGCUGGAGAUUGACCUCGACGGCCUCGUCAACGCGAUCAAGCCUCUGCUCGGCGCCCUCAACCACAUUGACAUCAACGGCAUUGUCGACGCCAUCACGCCCAUCAUCACGCCCGCCACGAUCAAGAACGUCAUGGGCCUGCUGGGUAACGCGGAGCACCUGCUCACCGAGGGCUUUGUGAACCAGACGCAAGAACUCAUCUCUGAUGGCGCACCGGUAAGUCUCAUGGCCUCUCAUUCUCACGCUCUGGCGAUAAAGAUACUCAUGCAUCUUCCUCUAGCUCGUGGCUGCGCUUUCAGAAUUUGUGGUGACGCUCCUGAACGCACUGCUGGGCGUGCAAUCAUAAUGUACGGACCAGAGUCGUCCUCCUUUUCGUAA